AUGAGCCAGCCCAUGCAGCUCGUGAAUCGACGCUUGUAUUCAGGGAGUGCAGACCGGACGGUGAAAUGCUGGCUGGCCGACACCGGGGAGCGGGUUUGGACGUUCAAGGCUCACAAACACAGCGUCAGCACUUUGAAGUACCAUGCUGGGAUAUUGUUUACAGGAAGCGGAGAUGCCUGCGUGCGCGCUUUUAAUACGAAAACCGGUAUUCUGCAGAGAGUGUUCCGAGGGCACAAGCUGGUUAUCAACUGCAUCCAGAUCCACAAUGAACUAUUGUACACGGCUUCCCACGACGGCACGCUCAGGAUCUGGGAUGUACGGCCACUCUGCAAGCGGGGCAAGCGGCGCGGGAAGAAGGAGAGGUCCCUCCAGGGCAGGAGCCCCCAGCGGGGAAGCCUCUCCCGCCUCUUCAACAACAAAGUGGGCUGCGUGGUGCACCGAGAAGGUGGCGGGGAGCAGGAGGCCGUGGAGCUCAUGUGA
Molecule: messenger RNA, 480 nt
Organism: Gekko japonicus
Lineage: Eukaryota; Metazoa; Chordata; Lepidosauria; Squamata; Gekkonidae
Product: WD repeat-containing protein 86-like
Exons: 4
Coding region: 1-480 (159 amino acids)
Molecular function (GO): protein binding
Source: RefSeq, a predicted model, not a curated record